Beauveria bassiana ARSEF 2860 is the source of this 2889-nucleotide messenger RNA. RefSeq names its product phosphatidylethanolamine N-methyltransferase. The transcript is spliced from 3 exons. NCBI's taxonomy places the organism in Eukaryota, Fungi, Ascomycota, Sordariomycetes, Hypocreales, Cordycipitaceae. The record is from RefSeq and is a predicted model, not a curated record. Gene Ontology annotation, molecular function: phosphatidylethanolamine N-methyltransferase activity. Bases 1 to 2889 code for a protein of 962 amino acids. Gene Ontology annotation, biological process: phosphatidylcholine biosynthetic process.
AUGGCUACUACGGCUGCGCCUUCUGAGCUGCGGAAGCGGCACCAACACCGCGACGAUGUCAACGGCCCUCAACAGACCCCGGCAGCGUCGGAGCCCAGCGAGCUCUCUACGCCCGCCGACCUAGAUUUAGAUGAUGCCGAUGCUAAACCUCAAAAGAUGUACGGCAGGACGCCUGAUGGAACCAUCUUUAUCGUUCCCACGACGCACGACAUGGUUUCUCAGCUUCUUGACCCUCGCCAGCCAAAGAAUCUUUCGGACCUUGUCGUCAUCGCAAUACUCGCCCUCCAUAUUCUAGCCGCCUACAUGCUACCCGCCGCCUGGAAAAAGCCAGUCUUUGCGCUAAUCUUUCUCUUCUGGCGCUCCUCCUACAACGUAGGAAUCGGAGUCCUUUUGCACAUCCAAUCCAACUACAACCGCCUCGUUACCUGGGCCGUUCGUUGGAAACUAUUUGAGAAUCCAAAAUCUGGCAAGAACCCCCGACCGUGGCUCUACAAUCUGCUCAAAAAAGAACUCGAGGCAAAGAUCCCGGAAGACUACGAUUUUGAAAAGGCCCCGAUUGAGUACAACACUUGGCUGGUUUUCCGACGGGUCGUAGACUUGAUUCUCAUGUGUGAUUUUACGUCCUAUUGCCUCUUUGCGAUUGUCUGCGGCCACACCCCGGAAGCCGAGAGUGUCGUCGUCGGCCUCACCCGCUGGAUUCUCGGCAUUGCUCUGAUUGGCUUCAAUCUUUGGGUGAAGCUCGACGCUCACAGAGUUGUAAAGGAUUUUGCUUGGUACUGGGGUGACUUUUUCUAUCUCAUUGACCAAGACCUAACCUUUGACGGCGUAUUCGAGAUGGCUCCCCAUCCCAUGUAUUCCAUCGGCUAUGCCGGUUACUACGGCAUCUCAAUGAUGGCUGCUAGCUACGAAGUUCUCUUCAUCUCCAUCGCCGCUCAUGCCGCCCAGUUCGCUUUCCUUGUUAUUGUCGAGAACCCGCACAUUGAAAAGACUUACAAUCCGCCGCCCCCGCGUACUACGUCAACUUUGAUAGAAGAUGCGAGCGGAAAGCUCACGCCCGGACAACCAACCACGCAGUCAUCGCCCGAUGGCUCCGUUCUGCUCUCACCAAAUGACUCUCCGGACGCUGUGCAUAAUCUUGUCGGUUUCGCGAACAUGGAUUUGUUCCGCGUCCCUGACUGUGCCGUCGUGCUGAUGCCUGCAUACGUGGCGACUCUUGCACUGGCAACUCCUGCUACUCCCUUUUGGCAGGCCAUGUUCGUCGGCCACGCCCUGCUCUGGCGGGCCUGGUACCAUGUUGGCCUUGGACUUUUACUUGAUAAGCAGUCGAGGUCUAAAUUGUGGACGCGCCACUUUCUCAAAUACGGUGAGACUGCGCAAGAAGCUUGGCGUCAAUGGAAGGGCAUGCACCACAUCAGCAUGAUCAUGUCCAACGCUUCCUUCAUUGCCGCGUGCUGGAAGAUGUAUUCCUUCCCUGAAGACUGGGGCUACGGCCUUGUGCUACUCAAGCAUGUCAUUGGUGCUAGUCUGAUUGCACUGCAGCUCUGGACCGCACUUAGCGUUUACGAGUCCCUUGGCGAGUUUGGCUGGUUCUGCGGUGACUAUUUCUUUGACCACCAGGCGAAGCUCACAUACACGUCCAUCUACCGAUUUGUUAACAACCCAGAGCGCGUCUUUGGUAUUGCAGGACUAUGGGGUGCCGCACUCAUCACUUGGAGUCGUGCCAUUUUCAUCAUGGCUCUCACUGCUCAGCUGAUGACUAUAUGGUUCAUUUCGUAUGUCGAGCGCCCUCAUAUGCAAAAGAUUUAUGGUAGGGGUCUCCGAAGUGAAGCAGGCUUGACCAAAUUUAUCAAACGCUCGCUGCCGCCUCCAGUCAAGACUCUGCAGGAGAGCAUGGAUAAAGUCUUGGACGAUACAACGCAGUUCGUCGAAGACUUUAUUGACACAGCCCGACCCAAGUUUGCUUCUGGCGUCAAGACGAUUGUCCGCGAUACUUCGGCCAUCUUCAACAUUGCGCCUGCCAGGCUCACUCUCACACGCAUUUCACCUGACGUCGAGGGCCUGGAUCCCAAGCAAUUCUCGCUCAAGGUUGAGGGCGAGCCCUCGAAAUUGACGUCGCUCCACGAGCGAGCCACGGGCAAGGAAGGAAUCACUGGCAGGUUCCCCAAGCAAGUCAAAACAAUGACGUUUGAAUAUGGCGCCCCUCUUAGGGUAAAAUGGACAGCGCCAGCCAACCACACUACCAAAGACUGGAUCGGUCUGUACAUGGUGAGCGACAACCGUUCGAGGGAGAAGACGGAAGUGUCGUCCCUGGGUCGGUGGGUGCCGACAAAUGCAGGCAGCUACGACAACCCCGCUUUGGACGCCAGUAUCAUCGUUCCCGAGCACAAAAUUGCGGGCGAGAAUGGUGAUGCUGAUGGCGUAGGGGGUGAAGUUGUGUUUGAAGGGGACAGGCUCUGGUGGACUCAGGGCGUGUUUGAAUUCCGCUACCACCACGACGGGCACCAUAAAGUCAUGGCAGUUUCGGAGCCUUUUGAGAUUGCGCUAGACAAGUUCGACGAAGAGGAUGUGGACGUGGAUGCUAAGGGCAUGUACGCGGGUGCUGUCGAGUCAGUUCUCUUACCGGUGGUGCGCAACUGUCUGGACCGCGAUCCUGAGAUUGCCCCCAAGGACGAGACAGAGGUGUUUGGCAGCCAGGUUGAAAGAGACGGAAAAUACGCCAAAAGAAUUGUUUACGCGGUACGCGAGAUGUUUGGUAUCGAAUUUGCGCCUGCGGUGGUGCUGGCCGAUGGCAAUGUACGCAAGCUGGCCUGGAGGAUUUGCAACGCAAAACAAGUUCUGGCGCCUUACAGUUUGUCGCGAUCUAGGGGCACCACGACGCCAAUCGGGUAA